AUGGCACCAUUCAUGUCUGCACUAGAUGCCUCAUCCUACCAAAGCCCAGAUCAAAACGGGUCGUACUCUCUGCUCCGCGAGAAAACAGUUCAAGCAAUGAUUGAAAGAGGAAUCGACCGUCCUACAUUGGCUGAGUAUGGCAUAUCCUGGGGUGAAGAUCAGGAUCCAUUUGGACACGUCAUGGCUCAAACCUAUCCACAUAUCGGCGCGAAGUCCUUCACUCGCCUCCUAGAGUCUUUCCAGGAGCAGCUGAAAGACAGAUACCCCGAUUUCAUGGCGGGCCGUGGAAUAAGUGUCAUGACGAAUAGAUUGAACCAAGCAGGAAAGCGAAUGGUCAAAUACCCUGACCUGCUUAUUUCAGGGAUUCGGAUUGCAGAAGUUCAAUCAGACAGGUUUUUCGUUAUUUAUUCGAUCUGGUCCGUGUCCCAGAAUACCCUGGUCUGCGAAGUCAACUCCUGGAUUGUUUUCGUCAACCAGAAGACACAGAAAAAAGUCAAUAUAAUCGAGGAAGGUGGAGAAUACAGUGAACUACAUGCUUCCUUGGUCAGGCGGGCUGCAGAAUCGCAGCAUACACUGAAGAUAUGGGAGGAGAAGCAGAAGGCCAGAAGCAAGACAGCAAAGCUCUGA
Messenger RNA from Penicillium canescens, 627 nucleotides. RefSeq lists its product as uncharacterized. Bases 1 to 627 code for a protein of 208 amino acids. The transcript has 2 exons. NCBI's taxonomy places the organism in Eukaryota, Fungi, Ascomycota, Eurotiomycetes, Eurotiales, Aspergillaceae. The record is from RefSeq and is a predicted model, not a curated record.